AUGAAAUCAGCUGUUCAUCGCAUACACAACUCGGGAAUUUCGCGACGCAAGUUUAUUGAGUUUUUUAUAGCAACACGUCCGAUAAAUGCAAUCCUACGAGAGAUAAACAAAGAUGUAAAGAUGUCGAUUGAUAGUUUUUCACCUUCGGAUGUGAUUUAUUUAUUGAAAAUUUUGAAAAUAGCAAGUGAAAAAAUGAUGCUAGGAGAUGAAGCUCUUAUCGAUAUAUGCAAAGAGUUCACAAGCAAGCUCAACAAAGCCACCGCAGAAGCUUAUCAGGAUGAAUGUACUUUAUAUGACGAGCUUGUCUGGAAUAACAUCAAAGAGCGGAUCCUCUUUAAAAACGAUUCCCUUUGUUUGGAUAAUCAAAUUGAGCCCGACAUGCGCAAGGAUCCGGAAAGCCAUGAAAUCAAUCCACUGGAAUGGCUUCUCGUCGAACCUGCCUCCAAAAAAAAACACGCGUUUCAACUUUGCAGCUCGAGAUUGACGACUACGUACGCUUUUGUACAAAGGGAGCCCAUCCGUCUACUACCGAAAACUUGUAUCUGUGGUGGUUCCAAAAACAAAGCUCGUUUUAAAAAUUUAUAUCCGAUUGCGGUUCAAUAUAUAUCGCCAUCAGCUAGUUUCAUUUCUUCGGAGCGUCUUUUCAGGCACAAUUUU
Messenger RNA from Mesorhabditis belari, 657 nucleotides. NCBI's taxonomy places the organism in Eukaryota, Metazoa, Nematoda, Chromadorea, Rhabditida, Rhabditidae. The record is from the annotation of a GenBank genome assembly.